Molecule: messenger RNA, 2573 nt
Organism: Triplophysa rosa
Lineage: Eukaryota; Metazoa; Chordata; Actinopteri; Cypriniformes; Nemacheilidae
Gene: cdc14b
Product: cell division cycle 14B
Exons: 15
Coding region: 334-1932 (532 amino acids)
Biological process (GO): microtubule cytoskeleton organization; protein dephosphorylation; cilium assembly
Cellular component (GO): centrosome; mitotic spindle; spindle pole
Molecular function (GO): protein serine/threonine phosphatase activity; protein tyrosine/serine/threonine phosphatase activity
Source: RefSeq, a predicted model, not a curated record
AAAUACUAAUGUGAUCCUUAUGAAGUCAAUAAGUGUAUUGUUUUCCUGUUACUAACAUUUCCCACACAGUAAAAUCACUGAAACUCAUAAAUAUUCAAAGAACAAAAAAUCUUUUGAUAUGUGGCGUGGGUUAAGGUUCAGUCAGGACCCGUAUGGUGGGCUGGCGCAGUGACGUCACUCGCAAGGCUUUCGGAAACUUGCCUCUCACACGUCACCGGCAGGACAACUGGCCUAAAUACCCUCUGCUCUAAAGCGCAAGGAGCAAUGCGAAAUAAAACAGAAAUUCUGCAUCCAUUCGUGUUCAAAACGCCAUCGGCUCAUGCAUAGAUCAGUAUGAAGCGCAAGAGCGAGCGACGGAGCGAGUCGAGCAAAAGACUCUGCGCCUCACUGAGGGACGAGACCCAGAGCGAUGUUUACAUCCACAUCACAGAUCAGCUGUAUUUUGCUGUUGUCCAUCAGAAGUUGAGGACUUCACCUGACAGACAUUAUUUUUGCAUUGAUGAAGAACUCGCUUAUGAAAACUUCUAUGCAGACUUUGGCCCGCUCAACCUGGCCAUGUUUUAUCACUUCUGUUGCAAACUCAACAAGAAACUGAAGUCUUGUGCUCUUUCAAAGAAGAAGAUUGUGUUUUAUACGUGUGGUGACAGAAAGAAACAGGCCAAUGCUGCGUAUUUGAUCGGCUCAUAUGCUGUCAUGCAUCUACAGAAAACCCCAGAAGAAGCCUACAGUCUUCUGCUCUCUCAAAAUGCAUCUUACCUUCCUUUUCGAGACGCAUCUUUUGGAUCCUGCAUGUACAAUCUGAAUAUUCUUGACUGUCUGCGGGCUGUUCACAAGGCACUUGAGUUCGGCUGGCUGGAUUUCUCAAAGUUCAACGUGGAUGAAUACGAACACUACGAGAGGGCAGAGAACGGAGAUUUUAACUGGAUCAUUCCAGGGAAGUUUCUGGCCUUCAGCGGUCCUCAUCCAAAAAGCAAAAUUGAGAACGGUGCGUGUGGAGCAGAGUCUGUCGAAACCGUGUCCCGGAUGAGAACGGCAAUGCGCACUUCCGUCUCCGUCCUGAGAUACCCUCUUCACGCCCCUGAAGCGUAUUUCCCGUACUUCAGGAAGCACAACAUCACCACCAUCAUCCGUCUCAACAAGAAAAUGUACGACGCCAAACGUUUCACAGAUAUGGGCUUCAGCCAUCAUGACCUGUUCUUUGUGGACGGCAGCACGCCCAAUGAUGUCAUCGUCACCAAGUUCCUGAACAUCUGUGAGAAUGCAGAAGGAGCGAUCGCCGUUCACUGUAAAGCGGGUUUGGGCCGGACAGGUACCCUGAUCGCCUGUUAUAUGAUGAAACACUUCAGACUAACAGCAGCUGAAGCCAUCGCAUGGAUCCGGAUCUGCAGACCCGGUUCAGUCAUCGGACCUCAGCAGAACUUCACUGAAGGGAAGCAGUCGAGUCUCUGGGCCGAGGGUGAUCUGUACCGGCGAAAAAUAAAUGAGCAGGAGAACAGCUCCAGCAGAACUGCAGUGUCUGGAAUCCUGUCAGGGGUUGAAGACAUCUCCAUCAAUGAAACGAACAAGAACAUAUCGCAGAGAAAAACUUCCGAAUCCCACACCGAGGAAGAGGACGAGGACUGCGGCGUUCCCACACAAGGUGACAAACUCAGAGCUCUGAAGGGCACGAGACAGUCUAGAGCAUCAACGGGUUCAUUAUCGUUGGAAGAAAACAAAAUUCACACCAAGUCAGCAUCAAAGUCUUUAAGUUCAGAGAAAAAGAGAAGGACUCGAGGUUCGCUUGGAUCAAACCGAGCCAGCAGACGAUCUCUGUCCAGAAGAAGGAAAUCGCUUCACGCAAUCCCAUCGACACGCUUUCAGAGAGCAUGGUAUCCACUUUCCUUCUCUUUUUCUUUAUCUUGGUCCUGCUUUAAAGUCCUCUGCUUCUGUUGAUCGAGCAUGUGCAUGCGCGUCUGUCCAUCUGCUCUUCUUUACACCACGUGUUGAUUUGCUCUGUGAUGUUCACAAGUGUCUCUCUUGUUUUUCCAGUAACUCCAUCUCCAAAGCUCGCGCUCCUCUCCUGCGCUGAAGGCCGGCGCCACAUUUGGUUUUUAGUGCUUGUUUUGUCCGACCGCUCGACACUGAACAAUAUUCUAUGAGGAACUGUGUUAAAGGAAAAAGUCAGCAAAUGUCAACCAUUUUUAUUUGACUAAGAGAGAGUUUUUUAAUCGGAGCUUUGAGCAUCUAAAGUUUAGAGUUUUUAUGUCGUUGUAAAUAUCAUGUCAGAAUCCUGCCUUCGCUCUUAUGUUACUAAACCUUUAAAGAUGUUUUAAAUACUGUAUGCAGCGCUUUAUUCUACACCUACAGCCAUAUGUGACGCAUCUAAUGUGAAUCUCUCUCUGUGAAUCAUGACUGAAAGGCCACGUGUAACACUUAAAGGGACUGUUGUUGUUUUUUCUUCUUGUAAAUAAUGCACAUACCUUUAUUUUGAUGACCAAGUGAAUUUAAACCCUGAUGGUUUCAUAUAUAUAUAUAUAUAUAUAUAUAUAUAUGAAAGGAUCUAAAUCAUUCUCAUUUCAAUAAAUCCUUUCUGU